AUAAAAGGAACAAUACUAGUCGUGCAAGGUACAAUACUAAAGAAUAUGUGCUUGGAUUUAAAAUACUGAAUAUUUCUCUUCUCUUUAAAUAAUUGGUUAACAUCUUUUAGGAUUAAACGAUAAAUGAUAAAAGCUAAUUGGUAUCUUUGUAAUUUGAUGGUAUAUAAUAUCUAUUAUCAACUAAAUGAAAGCAAUGGUUAAGCAUACAGCUUGGCUGAUCUCCAUUUUAUAUUUGUGUAUGUUUGCCAGAGGAAAAAAGUUUACAAUAUCUUUGUUAAACAAUAAGGAGAAUAUCAGUUGGAAAAAAGCUAAUGACUACUGCAAAGAUCAUUCCAAAAUUUUACCUCAAAUUUAUUCAAAAGAAGAUUAUGAUUCUAUUAAUAAAGAAAUAGAGAGAUUUAACAUUUCAGGAAUAUUUUGGUUAAAUACUUUGCAUUUUCAAGAUGGUAAGAGUUUAGAAAAAGCUCAAUUUUAUGAUAUCUAUAAUCGAAAUAUCGACUAUGGUUAUACACGAGUCUGCGCAGUAAAUAUUAAUUCAAUACUUAGAAUUAAUAAUUGUUCAAAUAUUCACAAAUACGAAUGUUUAAUAAAUAAGAAGACUUUCAAGAAAGCGAAUUGGGAUAAAGCUUCAAAGUCGUGUCAUGAGAACAAUUCUUUUUUACCUAGUUGGAACAACUCUUCAAGUUAUACUGGUUGGUUGGGUCUUUCAUUUUUCUAUUUAAUGAAAGGAGAUGAUAGUGAAAAUAAGGGUGCGGAAGAUCCUUUAUUUAAUUCUAGUAAAAUAUAUUUCAAGUUGAGUCGAUUUGAAAUUGACAUUGAUUAUAUUGUUUGUGAAAGAAAUGACCAGGAAGAUGACUCUAGCAAUUUUCCCCUCUUCUUAAAAAUUAUUUUGGGUUGUGUUGGGGGAAUUUUUCUAGUUUCAAUAAUACUUGUCUUAUUAUGUUGUUGCAGAUGUAGUAAAAGCCCAAAGAAAGAACCACAAUCGACUGGGAGAGAAAAUCACGCCUAUCUUCCUGAACCCCAGUGUGAAAUUAAGGAAGAAUACGACACUGAAGAUCUUACUACUUCAUUUAGAUGUAAUAGUCGCCCCAGCCUCCCUGAGCAACAGGAAAACGUAAAGAACUAUUCGUUAGAAGCUAAAUACAACAAGAACUUUAGUGGAAAUUUUUCAAAGAGAGAGCCGAGUUCUAUUGUAACUAGAAGAGAGAAUGUAGAAUCAACUAUUUCACAAUUUGGAGAAGCAAAUGAUUAUGUUGAAAUUCAGGGACUUGAUGAUACGAAUGGAGGACAAAGGAACGAAAGCAGUACAGAUAAUAUAAUUAAUAAUCGUCAAUCGGAACUUAUUGUUACUGAAAAUGACCUGUACUCUAGUUUAAACUUUGUUAGAUCAUGAAUUCUUUUAUUGCUAUUCUUAAAACAAGUAAAUAGUAACAUUAUUAUAGCCAGUAACAUUGUCUUGUUUUCUAUCUAGUCAUACUGGUAACGCCUUCUAGUAACCGGUUUUUUAACUAUUUCGCAAAAGUUUAAAGAAUAUUUUCUAAAGUACUUACAAGCGAAGUUUUUCUUCACUAAUUUAACUACAUAGCAUGAAAUUUACAAGACGUACGAUUUCUCUUAGAGGAUGGUUUACAAAAGCGUUUUUUUAAGAAACCCUUGUAUACUUUCAAUUUUCCAAAUGUCUUAACAUUAAUAUACAAUUAAGAACUGAUGAAAUGGAUAAAUCUCUAAAUCUAAAAUGUUUAUCUGACUUUUUA
This is a messenger RNA of Dimorphilus gyrociliatus, 1754 nucleotides long. The record is from the annotation of a GenBank genome assembly. NCBI's taxonomy places the organism in Eukaryota, Metazoa, Annelida, Polychaeta, Dinophilidae.